This is a messenger RNA of Planococcus citri (citrus mealybug), 1469 nucleotides long. Its product is annotated as speckle-type POZ protein-like. Gene Ontology annotation, molecular function: ubiquitin protein ligase binding. The record is from RefSeq and is a predicted model, not a curated record. The coding region runs from base 243 to 1301 and encodes 352 amino acids. The transcript has 2 exons. Lineage: Eukaryota; Metazoa; Arthropoda; Insecta; Hemiptera; Pseudococcidae. Gene Ontology annotation, biological process: proteasome-mediated ubiquitin-dependent protein catabolic process; regulation of proteolysis. Gene Ontology annotation, cellular component: cytoplasm.
CGCUUUUAUGGAGUGAAUCGCAGUACAACGUACAACUAACAUCACAUCAGUUAACAUCAGUAUUCAAGUUCAUCCGAUUCCAAUCUACCUGAUUAAACUCUGCCGGUCGUUGCGAUAUUUCUGUGAUAAUGAAUGAUGUAAGCUAGUUUAGGUGCGAAGGACGGUAAAUAAAACUUAUUUGAAUCAAGAUUUAAAAGUACGUGAACGCUGCACUUGAGUUGAAUUGUGCCGCCACUUUCAUCAUGGAAGAAAACUGUCAGCUAAUAAUCCAUAAAUCGUGUUCUACCAAACCAUCUGAUACAGUAUUCAAUUACUUAUGGGAGAUUAAUCAGUACAGAACCCAUUAUGACGAUUCUGGUACAUCACUAACUUCGCCUGAAUUCUCCACCCCUUCGAACGAAAACCAUAAAUGGACCAUAACACUCAAGCCUCGUUACCAUUCGGAAUUUUACAAACUCGACUUUCUUUCCUUAAGUCUGAAGUUCACCUGCGUCAGUGGAAAUGAUAUUGAAACGAUUGCUCGAUUCCAGUUAUCAGUCUUGGAUUCCGAGCGAAGAAUUGCCCACAGCAGAAGAAGCGCGUUUCGGGAAUUUAAAAAUAUUAAAGAAUAUUUUUUCGAAACCUUUAUUGAAAGAGAUAUCUUGCUUGAAAGACAAAAUACCCUCUUACCAGAUGAUAAAUUAUCUAUCCUAUGUGAAAUCACUAUACGUUCUGAGACACCGACUUCAACUCAUCAGACUUGUGAAGAGCCAGUAUACGAUAUCAUACCGACGGAUCUGCCUCCGUGUACCUUACUCGAUGAUUUAUCUCAAUUAUUCGAAAAUCAAGAAUUCUGCGAUGUUACGAUAUGUGUGAAAGGUGAAGAAUUCAAAGCUUAUAAGGGUAUUCUCUCCGCGCGAUCUGCUGUAUUCAAAGCCAUGUUCCAACACGGGAUGAAAGAGUCCCAAAAUAAUCGAGUUGAAAUUACUGAUGUCGAACCUGAAGCAUUUCGCGAAUUACUGCGUUACGUUUACACAGGGAAUUUAAAGAGUACGGAAACGGUGACAUUGGAUUUAUUGGUCGCAGCGAAUAAAUACGAUUUGAAAAGGCUCAAGAGUACAUGCGAAAAUACAUUAUGUAAAAGUCUAUCGAAUGAAAACGCAGCAAAUGCUUUAAUCACCGCUGAUCUGCAUCAGGCUGAAAAAUUGAAGGCUGCUGCAAUUUUGUUCAUUAAAUCGAAUCCAUUGGCUGUCAUGAUCACUGAAGGAUGGAAAAAUGUGCUCGAUAAUUAUCCAUACUUGAUUAAUGAUAUUAAGAAAUAGUUAUCUAUCGUACUGAGAUGUUGUGCUCUGUGUUAUUGUGUAUAUAGUUACGUACCAAAAUAUGUUAUUUAGCUCGUAGGUAUUAUUAGCAUUUUGUUAUUGCAGUUCUUUCCUUUCAUUAAGGUUUGUUUUUAUUUCCUGCUCUCGUAAUACAUGUAUGGAAAUUGA